Messenger RNA from Delphinapterus leucas (beluga whale), 4068 nucleotides. It is a transcript of the gene EYS, whose product is annotated as EGF-like photoreceptor maintenance factor. Lineage: Eukaryota; Metazoa; Chordata; Mammalia; Artiodactyla; Monodontidae. The record is from RefSeq and is a predicted model, not a curated record.
AUGUACCUUGAAUCUGAGAGCAAGGAAGUUACUGCAUAUCAAGCCAGAGACUCAAACAGCCUUGCUCACCUGGUUACUGUUCGCACUGGACCAGGAGAGGCUGACCUGCACAGAAGCAGGCCAGCACCUCUAACCAUGGAGCAGAAGAGGAGAAGUUUAUCCCCGGAACCACCAGAAGGAGGAAGGAGAGGGAAGGACCUGCUUGUUUCUCAUUCUAAGUGCACAAAACAGCUUUAUUGGAAUAUGGCCAUGCCUAGUCCUUUACAUGUUCUCUACGACUUUUCACGCUACAGCGAUAUCAGUUGUGUUUGUUAUUACGGAGAUUCCUAUCUAGAAUUUCGGAAUGUGUUUUUAAAUCCACAAAAUAACAUCUCCCUAGAAUUUCAGACCUCCAACGCCUAUGGACUCCUGCUCUACAUCAAACAAGACUUAGAUUCAGGAGAUGGACUUUUUAUUCAAUUAUUUAUUGAAAAUGGUACUUUAAAGUACCACUUUUUCUGUGCUGGUGAAGCAAAAUUGAAAAGCAUUAACACUACUAUUAAAGUGGAUGAUGGACGAAAGUAUACACUGCUUAUCAGGCAAGAAUUGGAUCCAUGUAAAGCUGAACUGACUAUUCUAGGGAAGACUAUAAAUUCAAGCGAAUCUAUUGGUUAUGUACCAGGAAAAGCACUGCCAGAAUCAGGGUCUGUCUUUAUUGGUGGACUUCCAGAUCUUCAUGAAGCAAACCAGAUUUCUGGACCAGUUGAGAAUUUUACUGGCUGCAUAGAAGUUAUAGAAAUCAAUAACUGGAGAUCUUUCAUCCCAUCCAAGACAGUGAAAAAAAUUCACAUUGACAGUUGCAGAUCCCAGGAUUCUACCCCGUCAGCAACGUCCGCGUCUGUCCCUCCUUCUGGGGCCGCGGAAGGGGCCGGUUCCCCGGGGGCCUCACUCGUCCCCCGCGUGGCGCCGGCCACGUGCCAGGGGCGCGUGUGUCACCACGGGGGCACCUGCCGCACCGUCCUCCUCCCGGGGGGCGUCUUCUCCUUCCAGUGCGACUGUCCGCUCCAUUUCACCGGCCGGUUCUGUGAACGAGAUGCAGGUUUAUUUUUUCCAUCUUUCAAUGGGAAUUCCUACUUAGAACUGCCUUUUUGUACAACCCUGAGGAAGGAACGUAACAGAAUUGUUAACAUCUACUUGACUAUACAAACAAGCACUUUGAAUGGAACAAUUCUCUACAGUAAUGAGAAGAAUUUUGGACAACAGUUUCUUCAUUUAUUUCUUGUGGAAGGAAAGCCCACAGUUAAAUACGGAUGUGGAAGUUCUCAAAAUAUCUUGACUCUUUCUGCUAAUUACAGCAUUAACAGAAAUGCAUUCAUCCCUAUAACAAUACGCUACACAAUGCCUGUUGGCAGCCCUAGGGUUGCUUGUAUGAUUGAAAUGGCUGCAGAUGGAAAACCUCCAAUACGGAAAGAAGACACCAAGAUACCUCAUGUGUCCCAGGUAUAUUUUGAAAAAUUGUUCCUUGGCCAUAUCCCUGCAAAUGUUAAGAUUCCUAAGAAUGCAGGCCACGUUUAUGGAUUCAAGGGCUGCAUUCAAGAGCUUCAAGUAAACAACAAAGAAUUCUCCCUCAUCGAUGAAGCCCUGAGUGGGAAAAACAUUGAGAACUGCCACAUCCCUCGGUGUGAGCAUCAUCUGUGCCGCAAUAAUGGUACCUGUGUCAGUGAUAGUGAAACUUGGUUUUGUGACUGUCCAAGGCUGUACUCGGGCAAGCAGUGCCAGUUUGCAACUUGUGAAAGCAACCCAUGUAGAAAUGGUGCCACCUGUGUUCCUAAAUCCGGGACAGACAUUGUCUGCCUCUGUCCGUAUGGAAGGUCUGGUCUCCUGUGCAUUGAAGCUGUUCACAUCACCCAGCCCAGGCUCAGUGGGAUGGAUGCCUUUGGAUAUACCUCGUUCCUGGCUUAUUCACGGGUCCCAGACAUCAGCUAUGAUUACGAGUUCCACUUGAAGUUUCAGCUGGCAAACAACCACUCAGCAGUGCAAGACAACUUGUUAUUUUUCACUGGACAGAAGGGCCAUGGGCUGAGUGGUGAUGACUUCCUGGCCGUGGGUCUGCGUAGCGGCCGCGUGGUUUACAGUUACAACCUGGGAUCUGGCACAGCAAGUGUCAGCAGCGAUCCCCUCGAUCUGAGUCAUGGGAUCCACACGGUCCUUCUGGGGAGGUCCUUCCGAGCAGGCUGGCUGAAGGUAGAUGAUCAGCAAAAUAAAUCCAUCAUCUCUCCAGGAAAACUGGCUGGUCUCAAUGUCUUCAGUCAGUUUUAUGUAGGUGGCUACAGUGAAUACACUCCAGAUCUCCUGCCGAAUGGAGCCGAUUUUAAAAAUGGCUUUCAAGGUUGUAUUUUUACUCUGCAAGUUCGCACUAAGAAGAAUGGCCAUUUCAGAAGCCUGGGGACGCCUGAGGGCCACCCGAAUGCUGGGCGCAGCGUUGGCCAGUGUGAUGCUUCUCCCUGUCGCUUGAUGAAAUGUGGCAACGGUGGCACGUGUGUGGAGCAGGGAUCGACUGUUUACUGUAACUGUCCUAGUGGAUGGAAAGGAGCCUUUUGCACGGAGACAGUUUCCACCUGCGACCCUGAGCAUGACCCUCCACACCACUGCAGCAAAGGAGCAACUUGUGUCUCGUUGCCUCAUGGAUACACCUGUCACUGUCCACUAGGAACCACUGGAGUCUACUGUGAGCAAGCUUUGUCUAUAAGUGAUCCAUCUUUCAAAAGCCACGAAUUAUCCUGGAUGUCUUUUGCUUCCUUUCCUGUUCGAAAAAAGACACAUAUUCAGUUGCAGUUCCAGCCUCUUACUGCAGAUGGCAUCCUAUUCUACGUUGCCCAACGCUUAAAAGCAGAGUCAGGUGAUUUUUUAUGUAUCUCUUUAGUAAACGGUUCUGUUCAACUCCGCUACAAUCUUGGUGACAGAACUAUCGUUCUAGAAACUCUCCAAAAAGUAACUAUUAAUAGAAAUACUUGGCAUGUGAUUAAAGCAGGAAGAGAUGGUGCAGGAAGCUACCUGACUUUGGAUGGGAUAAAUGUAACAGAAAAAGCCAACGUUAAAAUGAGCUCCCUGGACACAAAUACCGACUUCUAUAUUGGAGGAGUGUCAUCCUUAAAUCUUGUAAAUCCCAUGGCAACAGGGAAAGAGCCUGUAGGUUUUCAAGGUUGUGUCCGAGAAGUUAUUAUAAAUAAUCAAGAAUUACAAUUAACCGAAUUAGGAGCAAAAGGUGGUUCAAAUGUAGGUGACUGUGAUGGGACAGCCUGUGGGUACAACGUGUGCAAAAACAGGGGUGAAUGUAUAGUAAAUGGCACAACUUUUUCUUGCAGCUGCUUACCACAUUGGGCAGGAAAUACAUGUGACCAGUCUGUGUACUGUUUGAAUAAUCUUUGCCUCCACCAAUCUCUAUGUUUACCUGACCAAUCAUUUUCUUACAGUUGUUUGUGUACUUUGGGUUGGGUGGGAAGGUAUUGUGAAAACAACACUUCAUUUUCAACUGCAAAAUUUAUGGGUAAUUCUUACAUUAAAUACACUGAUCCAGAUUACAGAAUGAGAAAUCUUCAGUUCACUACUAUAUCCUUAAAUUUCAGUACUACUGAAACAGAAGGUUUAAUCGUAUGGGUAGGAAAAGCUCAAAAUGAAGACAAUGAUUUUCUGGCAAUUGGUCUCCAUAAUCAGACCCUGAAAAUAGCAGUUAACUUAGGAGAAAGCAUCUCUGUACCUAUGAUUUAUAGCAAUGGUACAUUCUGUUGCAAUAAGUGGCACCAUUUAAUUAUAAUUCAAAAUCAGACUCUUAUUAAGGCCUACCUAGAUGACAACCUAAUUCUCUCUGAGGAUACUAAUCCACACAAAAAGUUUGUUGCUCUCAACUAUGAUGGUAUUUGUUAUCUGGGGGGCUUUGAAUAUGGCCGAAAGGUAAAUAUUGUUACUCAAGAGAUUUUUAAAAGAAGUUUUGUUGGCAAAAUUAAAGAUGUAUUUUUUCAAGAUUCAAAAAAAAUUGAGUUAAUUAAAUCAGAAGGAUACAAUGUUUAUAAUGGUGAUGAACAAGAUUAG